CACUUCAAUUUUGUGUCUCUGCCCACGGACGUUCUGGAGAUUGAGGUGAAAGACAAGUUUGCCAAGAGUCGUCCUAUCAUCAAACGUUUCCUGGGAAAGCUGUCCAUGCCGGUGCAGAGGCUACUGGAGAAGCAUGCUAUUGGGUACGGCUCAGGAAUGCACAGGAUGCUCAUACAUUUAUCACAAUAAUCAAAUGAUUAUUAAUAGAUAUUAAUAGAUAUUUGGGGAACAAGAGCCCUCUAAAGAAUGUUUAAAUCAUAAAGUAACACGUCUCUCUCUUUUGAACUCCAACUCCCUCCCCCUCUCGCUCUCUCUCUCUCCCUCCCUCCCAACACAGUGACCGCGUGGUCAGCUACACGCUGGGCCGAAGGCUACCGACGGAACAUGUCAGUGGACAGCUGCAGUUCAGAUUUGAGAUCACUUCCUCUUUUCAUCCAGGUUCCUCUUCCUCUCAUGCACAUCCUCUCACAUACAUGCAGACCUGGGUUCAAAUAGUACUUGUUUGCCUUCAAAUAGUUUUGCUGCGCUUGAUCAAACUCUCCUGAUGUAAUGGAACUAAUGGAAUAGUUCCAAAAGUACAAACCCCACCCAUCUGGUUCUCUUAACAGGCUCAAUCAAACGCUCAAAGUAUUUGAACAAAAACACAUGCUAAUUGAACCCAGGUUUGUAUAGAUCCUGUUUGUCAGCUUCCUCUCAUGUAGGUUCACUUAGUGUGUUUCUCAAUACAGUGGUGGGAAGAUAAGAAGAAUAUAUCAAAUGUACUGCAAGUCUUUCUGGAAAUACCAACUUUCAAAUCUAGGUUUAGACGGACAGAUAUUAAGCAUUGGUUUAGCUGUUGAGUUGACUUUUUUUUUUUUUACAAUAGGUUAUGUUAUUAUAAUUAGCCAUAUUGUCAUACUCGAUGUAUACAGGAUUUUCCAUUAAUUGACAUACCAUAGCAGAAACAGAGUGGUCUAUUAACGAAUGAAUAGUGUGAGUUCAUGUUGAUAUGCCCCACUUUGUGGCAGUCAGCCUGGCAGGCCAUCACAGGCCCCUGACUGGGAGGUAAUGAGCUCUGUUCUCCUCCUGCAGAUGAUGAAGAUAUGUCUCUCAGCACAGAGCCUGAGUGUGCCGCUGUGCAGGAGACCAGUAACCAGGGGGAGGGUCAGUCCUCCCAGGCCCAGGGCCAGGCUGAGGACACCAUGAGCCUGGGUCCGGGCGCUCCAGAACUCCCUACAGAUGAGGAGGAAGACGCUGGAGCUCCAGAACUUCCAAUUGGUGGAGAUACAGUUACAGCCACGCCCAUGGAAGGGCAUCCAGCAGGGCCUUUGGGUUCAGAGCAGCCCAUGGAUGGAGAUGGAGACUCAGUGCCUAAGGCCCUAAAAACAGAACCAAGCCAGCCAGAGGUCAAUGGGGCUCAGGGGAAGGAGGAGGCGGCUGUAGCUGUGGCUGCAGAGAAGCUGCCCACGGUAGAGGAGAACAGGGAGGAAGGGCAGCAAACCCCCUCCAGUCCUCAGCUAGCUGGCCCAGAGCAGCAGGGGCCUGUUGGGCAGGACAUUGAGGGGGCACAGGGGGUGGACGGUACCCCAGCAGAGGGUCAGGUCAGCCCUGCUGUAAUGGAGGACAUGGAGAGUGAAGCGUCUGUUGAGCCAGCAGAACAGCAGGCGGUGGGUCAGGAGGAAGGGGAUGAAGAAUGCUGCUCCCUGCGCAUCAGGACCACCCCUAGGCGUAAGAACCGGCCCUGCUCCCUGCCCGUGUCGGACCUGGAGACAGUCAUCGCCGCGGCCUGUGGGGAGCCCGAAACCCCUCGCUCCCACUACAUCCGCAUCCACCACCUCCUCCACAGUCUGCCCUCCGCCCAGCCAGGCACCCAGGAGGACGGGGAGGAAGAGGGGGCUGAGGCUGAAACAGAGCCCGACCCAGACCCAGGCCCUGACCAGCUCAGCCCCAGGGACCAGGAGGGCUCGGAAGAGGAUGAAAAGGCAGAACCCCUGACCCCCGGCCCCAGGAGGACCCUGCCUCGCAGCCUGUCCAUCGAGCGUCUGUCCGACCUGGCCCUGAUGCUGGACAGCGAGGGCCGCCACCCCCAGGGCCAGGUCAGGGGUCACCAGAGAGUGUCCGACGAGGACGACAUGGAGCCCUGCUGCAGUAAUUCCUGCUAUGAGGGCCGAGGAGGCAGUCACACCCAGGCACCUCUAGUGGCUGCAGCCAUGUCUGUGGGGAGCAGUGCUUUCCUCUCCCAGGAGGACGAGGACAUGGAGGUGAACGGAGCGGAGAGCAGGGAGCCAGGAGAUGGGAUGCCCCAGUGGCAGGUGGCCCCCUCCACGCAGGUCCAGAGCCCCCAGAGAGUCAUGGAAAAUGGAGAGUCACCCGUGGCCGGGCCCAGUGGGAGGAUAGGACGUGAGUUGGGUUCCUCACUGAAUACUAACUUGCGAUAUGGAGUUGUAAUUUGGGUAACUUAGGGUAUACUGACCUGUUUUUGUCGUCCAAUAGGAGAUUGUCCCCUACCGUCCAGCCAUCCUCCAGUCAGCCAGUUUCCUGCUCUGCGUCCUGAUCCCCAUCACUACCCCACUAUAGAUGAACCACUACCACCAAGUGAGCUUUGUAUAUAACUUUGUCUGAGACUCUGAGUCAUAUUGUUCAUAUUCCUUGUUGAUGAACAAUACAUACCAGGACAGAACUAAUGAUACUAACUAAGAAAUAAUUGUCUCCACUGUUUGUGUGUGUGUGUGUUUGUGUGUUUGUGUGUGUGUAUAGACUGGGAGGCGCGUGUGGACAGCCACGGUCGUGUGUUCUAUGUGGACCACAUCAACAGGACCACCACAUGGCAGAGACCCACCUCAGCAGCCACACCCGACGGCAUGAGGAGGUCUGGAUCCGUUCAGCAGAUGGAACAGCUCAAUAGAAGGUGAGUGAAUGGGGGAGACGGGAAGAAAGAGGAGAGAGGUAGAGCAUACUUUUUUUGUAGUGUUGGGUUCUAUUUUUCUCAUAAUUGGAUCUGUAUGUGAUGAAUAGCUUGGAAGGAAUGCAUUAAUGAACUGUACUGAUAUAAAUUGUUUCACAUAACAGGCUGUUAUUCAUGUAAGGAACGUUAGGGGCUAGGAUGAGAUAAGACUUGUAUUUCUCACAGAUACGAACACUCUCUCUUUGUUGUCUGUGAAACUGUCCUUGAACAUGGGUACAUGGAGUACAGUGGAAUGGUGUCUUUUGGGUGCUGACUCCACAGGUUAUAAUGAUAGCAACUUAUGCCUGGCAACAAUGUGCAACAAAUGAAAUGCAGAGGAGUUGGGACCAACCCCUGCGCCAACGGAUUGGCUGAACCACACUCAGUCCUUUGCUCUGGUUGGCCAACAGAAGAAGUGGAGGCUUUCUGUCAGAGUAUUUGAAGAAGAACUUAGAACAAUGGAUCAGUUCUCUGUCUGCCCUGCGUGGUUUUUCAGUGAGCCCGUAUACGAACCUUCAUACUUAUCAUACAUACAUUUUGCAUAUAAUAAAUUUAGCUUGGAUUGAAUAUCUCUUGAUUAUGUUUUCUCUUAUUCCAAUACCAGAUUUGAAUUACGCAAUUUCUAACAGUAGACACUUUUGAUUGUUUCUUCAUUGUAUCUUAAAAGAAAACAAGUGAAAACAUACACUAUACAGGGUCAUCUGGUGGUUGUAGGAAGAACCUAAAGCGUUUUCUUGAUGUUUUUCUUAGAAUUUGUUCAGUUCUUUCUGAGAAUUGGGGAGUUUUGUAUUCAACACCCUAUAGUCGAUGUCGGCGCUCCGCAUAAAUGUAUUUGCAUAAUACAAAAAUCCCCAUCAAAAUAUGUCACUUUAAUCUAGAGAUUUUUUUGCAUUCGAUGUGUCUCAAUCCACCACAUCCGCCUAUGUAGCACUUCCUCAUCUGUGGUGAAAGGUGACAGAGUAGAGCAAUGUUUGUCAGACCAUGAGACAUCCUGAAAAUAAGUCUUCUCACAAAAUCGUCUGUAGCAUCCAAACGGUUUGGCCUACAAACAUGAGCAAUGGGCUGUGUCAGGGCUGUGUCAUAGAUCCUUAUCUCUGUCAGGAUAACCCCUGCACAGACCUCACAUGUAUAGAAGACUAUUACGGUAGUAUAAUCUAUUGAUCAAUGGUCGCAAAUUCAAUUUCUUUCUCUCUGGGGCUUAAAUCUAAGCAAGCCUAAAUAUCUUAUACACUAUUGAGUGAUAAUACACUUAAAAUUAGUGUUUAUUUUAUAUUUUCUUACCAAGAUAAAUUAUCUAACGUCAUUAGCAGAUCAUUUUGCUUAUUAAAAAAAAGGUUUAAUACGCACAAGUAAUGUAUCUUAUUUCAAUAUACUUUUAAAGAUAUUUUAAGGUAAAAUAUCUUGAAAAUCAUCUUGAAAUAAGAUAAGUGUGCAAGAACUGCUUGUGUUUAAAGGAAUGGUCUAGAUUGAGGCACCGUUGCUCUGACUUAAGGAUGUUUAGUAAAUGUGUGCUGAUGUGUUUGUCAGGUACCAGAGUAUCCAGAGGACCAUGGCCACAGACAGGAGUGAGGAUGAAGGAAGCAGAAGCAGGAGUGAGAGAACAAGCCUCAACAACAACCGCAGUGAGACAGACUCUCCUCCAAUGGCUAAUGGUAAGUGGGACCUCACCACAAUGUCACAAUUACAGAAUGCAAUAAGCUGAAGUGUAGGCUUACUUUGUAAAAAGUAAUGGGUAUACAAAGGGUUUUCAAAGUUUUACACACAACCUUGUACUCGACUGUCACCAUUCAGUUAAUGUUCCUUUGUUCUCUCCUGGUGUCUGUGUGUAGAGCUGAGAAGAGACAGCUCCUCUUCCUCCUCCUCCUCCUCGUCUCCAGUCAACAGUCAGAAGAUCACAGCUCUGUUACAGAGCCCAGCGGUGAAGUUCAUCACACACCCAGAGUUCUUCACUGUCCUCCAUGCCAACUAUGUCAGUACCUACCCUGGUGGACAAUUAUAUCUAUACACAUAGUGGACAAAUAUAACUAAUAUAAUUUCCUUUUGAACACCAAUGCCAAUACCAAUGCUCAGUAACAUAUUCUAGUCUUCAGUAACAGAUGCUGAAUAUUCUACCAUUGUGGUUCAGAUUGGUUGCGUAUGGUGUUUCUAGUUUCCAUGGUCAUGCUGUUGUGUUCUUCUCUUCUCAGGGGGCCUACCGCAUGUUCACCAACAGCACGUGCCUGAAGCACAUGAUCCUGAAGAUUCGCCGGGACACUCGUAACCUUGAGAGGUACCAGCACAACAGAGACCUGGUCACCUUCCUCAACCGCUUCGCUGACGCACAGCUGGAACUGCCCCGGGGCUGGGAGAUCAAGACUGACCCACAGGGCAAGGUGCAGAGACAUCAACCCUUAGUUCAUCCACAGCAAACUCACCCACUUAUUCACAUAAGAGUUUAUUGUUCCUUGGUUGAGAAGAUGGAAAAUAUGUGAAAAAAGUAAAAAGUAUACUAAUGAUGCUAUUGAUUUGGUCUUUGCCUUCAGAUCUAGCGGUGUUUAGAUUAGUGUUUCUAACUUUGGUAAAUUUGUUCCUGUAACAUCUUCUCUUUGGUCCAGAACUUCUUUGUUGACCACAACAGCCGGGCGACCACGUUCAUCGACCCGAGAAUCCCCCUUCAGAACGGUUGUCUGCCCAACCACCUGACCCACAGGCAGCACCUGCAGAGAUUACGCAGCUACAGCGCAGGAGAGGUCAGGAGUCAAACAGUACUAUAGAGAAUACAAUUCCUUGUUUUUAAGUGUUGUAACUGUUUGAUUGAGGACCAUAAUGUAUUCAAAUUAUGGAAAUAUGGAAUUGAAUGUAUUUAUUUGCUUGUUUAUAGCUGUACCUUUUGUCAUAUGUAUUCUGUCAGGCCUCUGAGGUGUCCCGUAGUCGAGGUGCGGCCUUGUUGUCACGGCCUGGGAACAGUGUGGUUGCCGCGAUACGGAGCCAGCAUCAUCCUGAUCCAGUGCCACAAGGUGUGUCCUGUACAUACAAUACACAAAGAACACAAUCAUAAUUCACAUUUACCACGUGUUAUAGUUUCUGCAGUUAGUCUGUGUAAGUCAGUUUCUGCUGUGUGAGUCAGUCUAACCGUCUUCUGAAAUCAAUGUCUUUGUUCCACUCACAGCUUAUAAUGAGAAGAUAGUGGCCUUCCUGCGUCAGCCUGGAAUACUAGAAGUUCUAACGGAGCGCCAGCCAGCCCUGUCCAGGAACCAUUCCCUGAGGUAGAUAUACACACUGGGGGAUGAAUUGGAUUUCUUUUUCAUAUGAAGAAUUUGUAGAUUCAGAGAAUGUAUUCAGAGUAUUGGUUCCAUACUUCCAUAACUGAAGUUCCCACUGGGAAAAAUAAAGGGUAAAACCUUACAUUACAGUGCCCUUAUUAAUGUGUAACUGCUCAUGUAAUUACAGUGUAACAAGUAUUGUAAUUACGCAUUAUUACACUACUUGGCAGUAACCCUAACCUUAGCCCUAACCCUAGCCUCAACUCUAACCCUAACUUUAACCAUAGCUUAAUGUCCACAUCAUGGUUCAACCUUACAUUUACAUUUACAUUUACGUCAUUUAGCAGACGCUCUUAUCCAGAGCGACUUACAAAUAGGUGCACCACCUUAACCUAAACCACAACCCUAACCCUAGCUUCAUGUCCACAUCCUGGUUAAACCCUAACCUCAACCACAACCCCUCACAUUGAGAACCAAAGUUGGAGUCAGUGUCAGAACCUAUAUAGACCCUUAUACGUAGGGACGUGGAUUCCUUUUCACAAUUCAGACCCAGACCUGUACAUAAGUUUAACCUUACAAAACAACAUAAUCAAGCUCUAAAAACAUUGAGCAGCAAUCAGAAUAUUGUGAUUAAACCAGCAGAUAAGGGGUCUCAAAUUGUUAUAAUGGAUCAAAUGCAAUAUUUUCUUGAAGCUAAUAGACAAUUAGAUAAUGUCAAACACUAUGUCCCAUUGCUCCACUCAACACAACUGGAAACACAAAGAUUCAUCCGGGAGAUAGUGAGUAAACUGUAUGAGGAUAAGUAUAUUACAGAUAAACAGAUGGUCUACCUUUUUGGGCCAGAUUCUCCAAGACCUAGGCAGUUUUACUUACUGCCUAAAAUACAUCAAUCUCCUGAGACGUGGACGGUUCUCUCUCGACUUCCCUGCGGUAGACCAAUAGCAAGUGAUUGUGUCUCAGAAUCUUAUUGUAUUGCUGAAUAUAUAGAUUUUUUAUAUCAAUCCUCUUUCUCAGCUACAGUUGAAGUCAGAAGUUUACAUACACCUUAGCCAAAUACAUUUAAACAAUUCCUGACAUUUAAUACUAGUAAAAAUUCCCUGUCUUAGGUCAGUUAGGAUCACCACUUUAUUUUAAGAAUGUGAAAUGUCAUAAUAAUAGUAGAGAGAAUGAUUUAUUUCAGCUUUUAUUUCUUUCAUCACAUUCCCAGUGGGUCAGAAGUUUACAUACACUCAAUUAGUAUUUGGUAGCAUUGACUUUAAAUUGUUUAACUUGGGUCAAACGUUUCGGGUAGCCUUCCACAAGCUUCCCACAAUAAGUUGGGUGAAUUUUGGCCCAUUCCUCCUGACAGAGCUGGUGUAACUGAGUCAGGUUUGUAGGCCUCCUUGCUCGCACACACUUUUUCAGCUCUGCCCACAAAUGUUCUGUAGGGUUGAGGUCAGGGCUUUGUGAUGGCCACUCCAAUACCUUGACUUUGUUGUCCUUAAGCCAUUUUGCCACAACUUUGGAAGUAUGCUUGGGGUCAUUGUCCAUUUGGAAGACCCAUUUGCGACCAAGCUUUAACUUCCUGAUUGAUGUCUUGAGAUGUUGCUUCAAUUUAUCAACAUAAUUUUCCUUCCUCAUGAUGCCAUCUAUUUUGUAAAGUGCACCAGUCCAUCCUGCAGCAAAGGACCCCCACAGCAUGAUGCUGCCACCCCCGUGCUUCACGGUUGUGAUGGUGUUCUUCGGCUUGUAAGCCUUCCCCUUUUUCCUCCAAACAUAAUGAUGGUCAUUAUGGCCAAACAGUUCUAUUUUUGUUUCAUCAGACCAGAGGACAUUUCUCCAGAAAGUACGAUCUUUGUCCCCAUGUGCAGUUGCAAACUGUAGUCUGGCUUUUUAUGGCGGUUUUGGAGCAGUGGCUUCUUCAUUGCUGAGCGGCCUUUCAGGUUAUGUCGAUAUAGGACUCGUUCUAUUGUGGAUAUAUCGUUCUAUGUUUCCGCCAGCAUCUUCACAAAGUCCUUUACUGUUGUUCUGGGAUUGAUUUGCACUUUUCGCACCAAAGUACGUUCAUCUCUAGGAGACAGAACGCGUCUCCUUCCUGAGCGGUAUGACGGCUGCGUGGUCCCAUGGUGUUUAUACUUGCGUACUAUUGUUUGUACAGAUGAACGUGGUACCUUCAGGCGUUUGGAAAUUGCUCCCAAGGAUGAACCAGACUUGUGGAGGUUUACAACCUUUUUUCUGAGGUCUUGGCUGAUUUCUUUUGAUUUUCCCAUAAUGUCAAGCAAAGAGGCACUGAGUUUGAAGGUAGGCCUUGAAAUACAUCCACAGGUACACCUUCAAUUGACUCAAAUUAUGUCAAUUACAUUUACAUUUUAGUCAUUUAGCAGACACUCUUAUCCAGAUAGACUUACAGUUUUAGUGAGUGCAUAAAUGUUUCAUACUGGCCCCCUGUGGGAAUCGAACCCAUAACCCUGGCUUUGCAAGCACCAUGCUCUACCAACUGAGCUACAGGAGGCCUAUCAGGAGGCCUAUUAGCCUAUCAGAAGCUUCUAAAGCCAUGACAUCAUUUUCUGGAAUUUUCCAAGCUGUUUAAAGGCAAAGUCAACUUAGUGUAUGUAAACUUCUGACCCACUGGAAUUGUGAUACUGUGAAUUAUAAGUGAAAUAAUCUGUCUGUAAACAAUUGUUGGAAAGAUUACUUGUGUCAUGCACAAAGUAGAUGUCCUAACCGACUUGCCAAAACUAUAGCUUGUUAACAAGAAAUUUGUGGAGUGGUUGAAAAACGAGUUUUAAUGACUCCAACCUAAGUGUAUGUAAACUUCCGACAUCAACUGUAUGUUAAGGAUACUUAUGAAUUUGUCAACAGGCUGAAGGGUUCAAAGAUACCAAUAAAUGCUUUUUUAUUCUCCAUUGAUAUGAAUUCUCUGUACACAAACAUAGAUACCAAAAUAGGUCUACAGGCAGUUGCAAAUGCCUUUCAGAGGUAUCCUGACCUUAGUCGACCAGAUAGGGUUAUCCUGGAUUUGUUGGAGUUGAGCCUCACCAGAAAGGACUUUGUUCAAUGGGAAGUACUACCUCCAGAUACAUGGUACAGCAAUGGGAAAGAAAUUCGCCCCAAGUUUUGCAAAUGUGUACAUUUGUUUUUUAGAAGAAACUGCUCUCCUUAAAUGUAAGACCUUACCAUUGCUGCACCUUAGGUAUCUGGAUGAUAUUUUUAGACUGUGGGUAGGCUCCACCUCUGAAUUCUGGGAAUUCUUAAACAUUUUGAAUUCACAUCAUUUAGCAAUCACCAUUACACAUAAUUUGCAAUACAGAAAAUGUGAAUUUCUAGAUACACAGGUCUUUUUCAUUCAAAAGGAGGGAUAAACCAAACAAUUGGCAACUAAAGUUUUCUUUAAGGAAACAGAUAGACAUGCCCUCCUUCACAAAUGUAGUUUCCAUCCAAAACACACAUAUAGGGGGUUGAUCAAAUCACAACUUAUACGUUUCCACAGAAUCUGUAGUUUCACUGGGGAUAUAGAGGAGGCCACAAGAAUACUCUUCUCAGUCUUAAGGCCCAGGGGCUACUCUAGGCAGUUCCUGAGAGAGGUUAAGGCUGAGGUAAAUCAGACCUUCCAGACCUAUGGAGCAUAUAAGGUAGAGAAGGAUAACCGCCCUGUGGUUUCAUUUGUGGGGACUUAUUCGCAGGCUCUGGUGGGGUUCAACUGAACUUAAAUCUAAUUUUCAACAGUCCCAGAAUGAUUAUGAGGCCUUGAAAGAUGUCAGGGUAAUCUCAGCCUAUAGGAGGAAUAAGAACUUGAAGGACAUCUAGUACAUUCAAGUUUGACUAAGAAGAAGCUGAUACAGAAUAAACAUUUUACCCAAACAAAGUUUCUGUCCAAUAGGCAUUCAGGCUUGGGGGCCCCAAUCAGGCAUAAUGUCCAGUUGGAUACUGGAAAUGUGGUUUAUGCGAUCGAGUUCCUUGUUUGUCUUAAACUCUAUAUUGGAGAGACACAAAAUGCACUACAAUGCAGACUUAAAAAACAUACCACAUUCAGAAAGGUGAUAGAUCCACUGUGUUGUAUGCCCACUUUAGGGCUCAUACAGUGGAGAACCUUAGAACUUUUGGACUGGAGAUAAAUAUGGGGUGGUAAAAAACUCAAAGACAGAGGGUUGAGCGACAAUGGAUUAGAACAGUAGGAACCAUUGAUCCUCUAGGCCUUACUGAGAAAUACUAAGCCACACAGUAAUUUGUCUCCAUCUUGUGGCUGCUUUAGACACUUGGAGUCUCCACUGGGAUUUCUGAAUUGGUUUAGGAUAAAGCUACAGAUCUAUUGUACUUGUCAUGAUGAUUAUUAUGUAUUGUCUGGAUUCCAGUAGAAUUCUCUUUAUCUUUGAUUACUUUUGUGUGGAUUUGGUAGAGAUUGUGUGAUGGAAAUAAUUCCUCAUAGGCUUAUUUUAGUUUAAAUUUGAGUGAAUAUUUAUAGGAAUUUAAUUUUGUCUCCCUCUUUUGGGGAUCUGACUUAGGAUUUGCACUUAUUUCCCAUCCCAUAUAUUCCCUCUAUUUGAAAGCACUUCAGAUUCAUUAUUCUUAUUUAAUAUAUGUUGGUGUGUUUCUAAAUAUACAUGUAAAGGUCUUGUAGCUAUCACCAGCCUAGUAUAUAGACCUUUCCUUUUGAAGGACUGUUGUCUGGAACUAUUCUAACCCGAAUCACCCCCGAGGCCUGAUCCCUAACCCUAACCCCUCUGGCUCCUAUACCUAACCCGAACCACUCCAGAGACCUGAAUCCUAACCUUAACCUCUCUGGCACUCAUACCUGACCUUAAACAUUCCUGAGGCCUGAGUCCUACCCUAAACCUCCUUGGUUCCCAUGCCUAACCCUAACCUCUAGGGAGAUCCAGAUGCUUUUACCUACAACUAUUACAAAUAUUUGUCUACAAAUUAUUUUGAAUAUACUCCCCUAUUUUCUUAUGUUAAAAUCACGCACAACCCUAACCCUAGCCUCAUGUUCAACCCUAACCCUAGCCUCAACCACAACCCCAACCCUAACCAUAACCCUAGCUUCAUGUGCACAUCCCGGUUCAACCCUAACCCUAGCCUCAACCACAGCCCUAACCCUAGCUUAAUGUCUACUUCCCGGUUAAACCCUAACCCUCAACCACAACGUUAAUCCUAGCUUCAUGUCCACAUCCCGGGUAAACCUUAACCCUAGCCUCAACCACAACCUUAACCCUAACACUAACCCUAGCCUCAACCUUAACCCUAAUACUAACCCUAGCUUCAACCUUAACCCUAACACUAACCCGAACUUCAACCAAAACACUAACCCUAGCUUCAACCAAAACCCUAACACUAACCCUAGCUUCAACCAAAACCCUAACACUAAUCCUAGCUUCAACCAAAACCCUAACCAUACCCUGAAGUAACCCUAAGUACAGUGUAAAUAAAGUGUAAUAAUGAGUCAUGUGGUACACUGUAAGUACAGGAAUAAUUACACAGUAAUAAAAGCACUGUAAUGUAAAGUGUAACCAAAUAAAGUUAUUAUAUUCUGUCAGGUUUGAUAGAACAUACCCAGUCUAGUCCAGAUUAUAGUGUAUGUUUAUAAUGUCUGUGUCAUGUGUGCUUUCAGGGAAAAGAUCCACUACAUCAGAACAGAGGGCACCCAAAGACUGGAGAAACUGGCAUGUGAUGCAGACCUGGUGAUACUGUUGAGGUAGGUGGCAACUGUUAAUUACCCCCUGAAUGUUUCAUUGUAGUACUGUCAUUAUUUCCAUGUUUGUGACUUGUUGGAUGUCCCUACAGCUUGUUUGAAGAGGAGAUCAUGUCUUAUGUUCCGCCCUCCUUCCAUCCUGGCUUCAGCUUCUCUCCACGCUGUUCACCAGGGUCUUCACCACAGAACUCUCCAGGUGGGUUGGCACUAAUGGGAAACGGAGCCGUAGUGGGUUGAAAAUGUACACACAAGAAAAUUGGGUUUGAAAAUGUAUUCACAAGAAUUGGUCAAAAACCAUGUCACAUAUGGUUAUACUUGUGUGAUAUCCAUGUCUCAUGUCAUUGGAGGACAGCAUGUCAUGGAGUUGAAUGUGCUUGUCCACAGGAAUGUCGAGAGCGAGAGCGCCUGCCCCGUACCGGAGAGACUUUGAGGCCAAACUACGCAACUUCUACAGGAAACUGGAGGCUAAAGGCUACGGCCAGGGCCCAGGAAAGAUCAAGUAAGGAAAACUGUCAAAAAUGAUUACUCACACCUUUUUCAAAUACAGUUAGAGCUCUAUACAAACCUACUGUUUCCAAGAAACGGUAGUGUUGUGUAUGCAAAUUAGCACCAUACUGUAUAUCCAUGUCUGUGUUGCUUAGCAUCCUAUGAUGUUGUUGUGUUCCAGGCUUAUCGUACGGAGAGACCACCUGUUGGAGGGUACCUUUAACCAGGUGAUGGCCUACUCACGCAAGGAACUACAGAGGAAUAAGCUCUACAUCACCUUCAUAGGAGAGGAGGGGUACGCAAAAGCUUCUUCUAUUGGCCUGAACACAGACAUUACAACAAAGAGGGCCUUUGAUCCUUGAGGUUCAACCAUUGAAUGAAAUAACAUGUCUUUACGAUGACGGAAUUAAAGUCAGUUACUUUGAAGUAGUAAUGAACGUGUCAAGAAGAAAAAAAACGAUUGUCUUUUAAAGAACGAACUGCUAGUUUUUGGGCGAUAGAGAGGUUAACGAAUGUUUGUUUUAUUUGUCUGCUUCUUACAUAACUCUGGUCUCUUCUUUUCCCACGCCGUCAGGCUGGACUACAGUGGGCCAUCCAGAGAGUUCUUCUUCCUGCUGUCUCAGGAGCUGUUCAACCCCUACUAUGGCCUGUUUGAGUACUCAGCCAACGACACAUACACCGUCCAGAUCAGCCCAAUGUCCGCCUUCGUAGAGAACCAUCUGGAAUGGUGAGGAGGGCAUCUGCUUGUCCUGUGUUUAAGAUUCCUUUAAACUCAUGAAACCUGGGGUGUGUUCAUUAGACCCCAAUGGGAAGAAAACUGACUGAAACCGGGAGGUACUACCUUGACUUGUCUUAUUAGAAAUGCUCUUAAUUGUUUUCCGUUGCAACGCAUUUUCAAAUGUUUUACAUUGUCCUAAUGAACAUGACCCUGGGCUUGUUCUUGUUUGUUUAACUAUUGGAGAAAAAAAGUAAUGGGUUUCAUGGAAAUCUCAUGUCAUGUCACCACUUUAAUUGCAUUGGAUUUGUAGUUGUGUGUGAGACCUGUCUGUGUGUGUUUGUGUGCAGGUUCCGGUUUAGUGGGCGUAUUUUGGGACUGGUGUUGAUCCACCAGUAUCUUCUGGAUGCCUUCUUCACGCGGCCCUUCUACAAGGCUCUCCUCAGACUGUGAGUGUCUCUGUCUGUCUGUCGACAUUGGCCUUUACAAUUCUUCUGUACAAUUUUUCUGUGCAGCAUUCUUUACAAUUACACACAAAGGAAAUGCACCUCAGGCUAGUGAGUGAGUUGCUCCCCUUGAUUGACUUUAAGGUAGUGGGUUGCUUUGUGCAUUAAUACCUAGUGAACCCCAAAGCAGUUCAUGUGUGAGAUAAGUAUGUUUACCUGUGCAGAGCCACUGACCUGAGUGAUCUGGAAUACCUAGACGAGGAGUUCCAUCAGAGUCUACAGUGGAUGAAAGACAAUGACAUCACUGACAUGCUGGACCUUACCUUCACUGUGAAUGAGGAAGUCUUCGGACAGGUAUGUGUGUGUCCUCCACAGGAGGUUGGUGGCACCUUAAUUGGGGAGGACGGGCUUGUCGUAAUGGCUGGAGCGGAAUAAGUGGAAUGGUAUCAAAUACAUCAAACACAUGGUUUCCAUAAGAAAUGCGUACAGUGUCUAAACAAAGCAAGCUAAAUUAUAAGAUUAUGUUAUUUUACUACAAAAUUAGCCUCAUGAUAAGUGUAUAUCUUUCAGUAUAUACACUAUAUAUAUAAAGGUAUGUGGACACCCCUUCAAAUUAGUUGAUUCAGCUAUUUCAGCCACACCCGUUGCUGACAGGUGUAUAAAAUCAAGCACACAGCCAUGCAAUCUCCUUAGACAAACAUUGGCAGUAGAAAGGCCUUCCUGAAGAGCUCAGUGACUUUCAACGUGGCACCCUCAUAGGAUGCGUCCUUUCCAACAAGUUAGAUCGUCAAAUUUCUGCCCUGCUAGAGCUGCCCCGGUCAACUGUAAGUGUUGUUAUUGUGAAGUGGAAACGUCUAGGAACAACAACAGAUCAGCCGCGAAGUGGUAGGCUACACAAGCUCACAGAACGGGCCCGCCAAGUGCUGAAGCGCGUAGCACGUAAAAAUCAUCUGUCCUCAGUUGCAACACUUACUACGAGUUCCAAACUACCUCUGGAAGCAACGUCAGCACAAGAACUGUUCGUCGGGAGCUUCAUUAAAUGGGUUUCCAUGGCCGAGCAGCCACACACAAGCCUAAGAUCACCAUGCGCAAUGCCAAGCGUCGGCUGGAGUGGUGUAAAGCUUGCUGCCAUUGGACUCUGGAGCAGUGGAAACGCGUUCUCUGGAAUUAUGAAUCACGCUUCACCACCUGGCAGGCCAACGGACAAAUCUGGGUUUGGCAGAUGCCAGGAGAACGAUACCUGCCCGAAUGCAUAGUGCCAACUGUAAAGGAAUAAUGGUCUAGGGCUGUUUGGGCUAGGGCCCUUAGUUCCAGUGAAGAGAAAUGUUAACGCUACAGCAUACAAUGACAUUCUAGACAAUUUUGUGCUUCGAACUUUGUGGCAACAGUUUGGAGAAGGCCCUUUCCUGUUUCAGCAUGACAAUGCCCCCAUGCACAAAGCGAGGUCCAUACAGAAAUGGUUUGUCAAUUUCGGGUGUGGAAGAACUUGACUGGCCUGCACAGAGCCCUGAAACCUCAACUCCAUCAAACACCUUUGGGAUUGUCAUGACUUGCCCUCAUGGGUUGAGGAUCAAAGAUGCCAGCUAGGCAAAGGUUUGAACACCCCCUCUCCUGGGGGCCAGUUUUAUGACUGGUUGUAAAUUCCUUUUCCAUGCCAUGCAGUAUUGGGAGAGGGAAUUUCCCUGUGAAACAAAGGAAGUCUUCCCGCCAAGACUCCAACAUCCAAAAGUGGAUAAUGAAACAAUAUUCAUACUUCAUAGAAUGUGGGAAAUGGUCAGUGGCGACUUAAAGAACAAUCAUGUCAAAUUCGUUACUAUGUUGUGAUGUCAUUAAAGACGGUGGAACAAAAUAACUGUAUCUCUGGGGGUGUAUCUCUUCCCAGUUAUGAGGUUUGCUCUAAUUGUUUUAUAAAACGAAUGAUUAAGUAUAAUAACACUUUUGUGAAGAUAAAUGUGAUUUUAGCAUUCUAGAUGAGAUGAUUGUUUCCAUAUUGAUUUGUUCUGUCAGUGGCCACGCCCAGAUGAACACAAACAUGAUGAAACGCCCCCUUUCUUACUCAAGUAUAAAACCCCUCGUGACGAAAUAAACUCUACAGACCAGCAGACGUGAAGUGUGAGCUAAACGUUACAAAAUUGUUUAAAACAACAACUCCAUUACCAAAGGAAGACCAAGCAGAUUACGGUAUAAGCCGGAUGUUGCAAAUGGUUGAAUUUCUACCAGACCAGGAAGCGUGAAGCUGAAGCUACACGGCUUAAAAUGGUUAAACUCUACAGACCAGCCGACAUGCAGCGCAAGCUGAAUAUGGCAAAAUGGUGAAACUCUGAAACUAUCAACCUCUACACAAGGUGAAGAAGAAGACAACACACUAGACCUUAUCAUCUCAGUCUGCAGCUGGCAUGUAUAGUCGUCUAGAGAACUUUCACUAAAGACACGAGUUGGGAAGGACAAUACCUCUCAGACAACCUUUGGUACAUCUGAGGUAUCUGUCUAACAGAUCAACUCUUCGAACUACAGGGUACGCUGAAGUAUCCAUUCUAACAACCACUACGACCAGAAACUCUACCAAGGACAUUGGGAUCUCUGGUGGGCAAACCAGAGUCUUACAUCAUCAACUCACCUAUCGAGGACAGCUACACGUAAGUACAUGUUGCAUUUCUAAUCCGAAUGAGCGAUGAUUAGGGUUCUAAGCAUUUGUAUUUCGUUGAGCGUAGUUUACAAAGUAACAACGAUAGUUUGAAUCUCUGUCUCUCCCUUCCAAGCGUUCAUGCUAUUGUUAGUCCAGUCCACUAGGGACCUGUUUUCAUUGUAUUAUGUUAGUAAUCAAUAACCUGUGUGUAUGUGUGUUUGUAUUGUGUUAUUAUUUAGUUAGUAAAUAAAUAAUUAAGCCAAUUUGUGUAUUGCUGAUUCAUCAAUAAGGUUAGUGUCACGAUCGUUUAUAGACGGGACGGACCAAGGCGCAGCGUGAUAUGCAUACAUGUUUAUUUAUAUUGAAUAAACACCACGACAAAACAACAAAUGAAAUGAAACGUGAAGUCCAAGGUAGACAAACAACAUACCUCACACGGAACAAGAUCCCACCACCCACUAGUGCCAAUAGGCUGCCUAAGUAUGGGCUCAAUCAGAGACAACGAGCGACAGCUGCCUCUGAUUGAGAACCACACCGGCCAACAUAGAUCUAGACAUACUAGAUUCUACAACAAUGAACAAACACAACAAGGAAAAUCACACCCUGACUCAACAAAUAAGAGUCCUCAGAGUCAGGGCGUGACAGUACCCCCCCCCCCCCCCCCCCAAAGGUGCGGACUCCGACCGCGCCACAUAAACAUAACAGGGUAGGGGCCGGGUGGGCAUUCGAUCCGGCUCCGGGCGUGACCACCACUUACUCUCCACCUCCCUGUUGCGCCCCUGGUCUGGUCUGGACCUCGGCGCGCUGCUUCCCCUCUCCUUCCUCCCACGAAGUACCAAGCCCUGUCUGGACCCUGGUAUGGGAGACCCCGAACCUGGAGAGGGGCUGACAUCUGGGUCUGGACUGGAACCGCUGACUGGAGCUGGACCCAACGACGGUGGAUCGAACUGCUCUGGCUCCGGAGUGGAGCCGCUGACCGGAGCUGGAUCAGGCACCGGUGGAGCGGACUGCUCUGGCUCCGGAGUGGAGCCGCUGACCGGAGCUGGACUGGACCCCGGUGGAGCGGAUUGCUCUGGCUCCGGAGUGGAGCAGCUGACCGGAGCUGAACUGGGCACCGGUGGAGUGGACUGCUCUGGCUCCGGAGUGGAUCCGCUGACCGGCGCUGGACUGGACCCCGGUGGAGCGUAUUGCUCUGGCUCCGGAGUUGAGCAGCUGACCGGUGCCGGACCAGGCACCGGUGGAACAGGCACGGGCCAUGCCGGACUAGACACACGCACCACUGGCUUGGUGCGAGGGACAGGAACAGGCCGGACCGGACUGGCGACGCGCACCACUGGCUUGGUGCGAGGGGCAGGAGCAGGCCGGGCCGGGCUGGCGACGCGCACCACUGGCUUAGUGCGAGGGGCAGGAACAGGCCAGGCCGGACUGGCGACGCGCACCACUGGCUUAGUGCGGGGAGCAGGAACGGGUCGGGCCGUACUGGGAACACGCACCACUGGCUUAGUGCGGGGAGCAGGAACGGGCCGGACCGGACUGGCGACACGCACCACUUGAUUGGUGCGAGGAGCGGGACUGGGUUCCUUCUGCUGCCUAACCAGCUCCUCUCGCCGUGCCUCUACACUUUCCUUCUGCUCCCUCUGAACCAAUGGCCCCUGUAAUCUGGUGGCCUCCUCUGCUAACCAGCGGAACCGCCCUGUCGCGGCCUCCUGCUGCCUCGUCGUCCACACCGUGUGCCCCCCAAAAAUGUUUGGGGGGGAUUGUCUCUCCACUGUGAUCAGGGCCUCCCUCCUUCUUGCCAGCCUCUCGCUCAUCUCCUCCCAAGUCCAUCCUCUCUGCUCCUCCUCGGCACACUGUUUGGUCCAGGUCUGGUGGGAUCUUCUGUCUUGAUCGUUGACGAACGAGAAGGACCAAGGCGCAGCGUGAUAUGCAUACAUGUUUAUUUAUAUUGAAUAAACACCACGACAAAACAACAAAUGAAAUGAAACGUGAAGUCCAAGGUAGACAAACAACAUACCUCACACGGAACAAGAUCCCACUACCCACUAGUGCCAAUAGGCUGCCUAAGUAUGGGCCCCAAUCAGAGACAACGAGCGACAGCUGCCUCUGAUUGAGAACCACACCGGCCAACAUAGAUCUAGACAUACUAGAUUCUACAACAAUGAACAAACACAACAAGGAAAAUCACACCCUGACUCAACAAAUAAGAGUCCUCAGAGUCAGGGCGUGACAGUUAGGGUUCUUGCAGGUUCAAGGAUUAUGCGAUGUUCAGAAUGAGACUGAUAAGAGGUCAUUAUUUAAUAAGUGACUGUUAUCGAUAUAUAACAUAUAUCUUCUAAGAGUUUAAUUCGGGAGAUGGUAACUUGUUAAACAACUUCUUCCGUGGUGCCCCAAAUUCCUAAUGAGUUAAUUGUUACAUGAUGAAUUUAUUCGAGUGACAAUUAAACAUAGUUAGUUGAUUCGAUAAAUAACAGUCAUACAUUAAGUCACGUCACGACAGGAUGAAUUGGAACGCAGACUGCGAGCCAGGCCUAAUUGCCCAACAUCAGUGCUCGACCUCACUAAUGCUCUUGUGGCUGAAGGGAAGUCUCCGCAGCAAUGUUCCAACAUCUAGUGGAAAGCCUUCCCAGAAGAGUGGAGGCUGUUAUAGCAGCAAAGGGGGGACCAACUCCAUAUUAAUGCCCAUGAUUUUGGAAUGAGAUGUUCGACAAGCAGGUGUCCACAUACUUUUGGUAAUGUAGUGUACUUUCAUUGGGACUUUUGCAUUGUAAGAUAUGUCUGUAUUGUAACAUGGAUAUUGCUCUAUUUGCGGGCAGGUAACAGAGAGAGAGCUGAAGUCUGGAGGGGCCAACAUUAAUGUGACAGAGAAGAAUAAGAAGGAGUACAUUGACCGCAUGGUGAAAUGGAGGGUGGAGAGAGGAGUGGUCAAGCAGACAGAGGCACUGGUCAGGGGCUUCUAUGAGGUACAGUAAACACUCUCAGGACAACAUUCAAUGGCCAUGGCAUGAUUUUCCCCAAUAUUUCUCAUUUGGUUUGUCCAGCCUUUAAGAUGGCUUUCACAUUGCACUUCAAAUAUGAUUUUUUCAAGUUUCUUAGAAUGCAAUAGAACAUGACUAUCAAAUUAAGUCACCUAGUGAAUGACAGGAGCAAUGUGUCUAAAUACGUACACUCCUACAUCGUUUUUAAUGUUCUAUGUUUUGGAUAUAUUUCUCCAGGUGGUGGAUUCCCGGCUGGUGUCAGUGUUCGAUGCCAGAGAGUUGGAGCUGGUCAUCGCUGGGACAGCGGAGAUAGACCUCAAUGACUGGAGGAACAACACAGAGUAUAGAGGAGGUGAGCAGACUUCAGGGGAGCACAUUACUGGACAUUACCUAAUGGAGAAUCUUGAAUGAACAUGCAUUUUAGUCUAGGACUAUGGUUAAUGUGUGUCCCAACAUGUUUUUAAAGGCAAUGUACCCACUACCAUGACACCCAUGUGAUGCAAAGGGCACAUUCAAUGGGGAGGUGAUUAUUUUUAUUUGUAUUAAUUUGUAUAUACAUUUUUUAUUGGUAACCCUCAGCACCUCUACUUCCCGCGGCUAUGUCCAAUAUGGCCGAACGGUGUCUCCAAAGCCUCUCAAUAGUCAAUAAUCAUUGGAUGCAGCCAUGUUGCUGGAAUGAAUGUGCCAAAACUUGCAACUGGAAAAAAGGCAGCAAAGCAAAGGCCAGGGUAACAUAACCAAAGAUAGGGAAAAUUGCAGGAAAGAGGGAGGUGUUUUAUUUAAAUGCGUUAUUAUUAAAAAGCAACAACACUGAAAACUUUUUUGUUGCAUCAAUUUACAAUUAAUUUGCUCUCGCAUUUUAAAGUUAUUUCCUCGCAAUAUUUUGUUUUGCGAUCAAUACUUUUGCUUUCAAUAUAUAUAUAUAUUUAGAAAUACUAACAAUUUUUAUCUCGACUUCAGAAGUUUUGUGAAAGUUUUUAACAUGUGAAACUGCAAUUCACAUGUGAGGUGAAAACAUGUUAUUCUCCUCACAUAUGAAAAGGUGGUGUUAACAUGUGAACUCUAAAUUGAAUACAUGAAAAUAUCCUUUAAUGUGACAUUUAAGCUCAACAUGUGAAAAUGUGAUUUCACAUGUGAAAAUGCGAUUUCACGUAUGAAAAUGUGAUUUUCACAUUGUGACACUGCAAUUUUGACAUUACUGAUGGGGGAAAAAUCCAUACAGUUACAUAUCGCAAUAUUAUUUUUGGACUAUAUUAUAUAGAUAAAAACAAUACAUAUGUCGUUUUUGCUAGGUAGCGUUAGCUAGCGUUAGUCGGCUGUACCUGUGCCUAUCCUAUAGCUUGUUCUCCAUCUUCUUUUUAAAUAGUGAGCCAACAUGUUUUCAGCACUUUUAUUUCCAUGGCUGAUUAAAUCAUAUGUACUCAUUCUCUCUCUUCUCUCUGCAGCAGAGAUAUAGUGAGCAAUAUGUUUGGAACAUCAAACUGCAAUAAAACUGAAGUAUCGAAUCGCAAUACAUAUAGAAUCGUGAGAAUCAUGCGAAUCGCAAUAAAUAUUGUUGUUUCGGCAUCUAAGUAUCAUGAUAAGAUUGUAUUAUGAGGUCCCUGGCAAUUCCCAGCCCUAUUUGACAUGUGUUGAACCAUCAUCCCUGUUGCCUAGUUUCUAUACUGUAUAUGCUGUAGCCAACUCUUCUAUGGCAUGUCAACAAUAAAGGAGUUGGCUUCCGCACAUCACAUCCGAUAUGGGACCAAGCUACCACCCCUGUACCCCGUCUCUGACAUGCCCUAUUGGCCUUCUGCAUCGCAGGCUACCAUGACAGCCACAUAGUGAUCAGGUGGUUCUGGGGGGCCGUGGAGCGCUUCAACAACGAGCAGAGGCUGCGUCUGCUGCAGUUUGUGACUGGCACCUCCAGUGUUCCCUACGAGGGCUUCACCGCUCUACGGGGCAGUAACGGCCUGCGACGCUUCUGCAUCGAGAAGUGGGGCAAGAUCACCGCUCUACCAAGGUAAUAUAAGCUCUCUACCCAAAGUAGAGUGGACCUAGACAAUCAUUUCUACCAUUAAAUCCUGCUAUUACAGGUAUAGAUUCAAACUGUCCUAUGCUGUUAUCCUCCAAACCACUACAUAACAAUGUAUAGUAUUUGUAGAGAACUCUAUUCUGUUGAAUUGGUUUUCUGCUCUGAUGCAUGGUCUAUAUCUUCCAGGGCACACACAUGCUUCAACCGGCUUGAUCUCCCUCCAUACCCGUCCUACACCAUGCUCUACGAGAAACUGCUGAUCGCUGUGGAGGAGACCAGCACUUUUGGCCUU
Coregonus sp. 'balchen' is the source of this 21384-nucleotide messenger RNA. The record is from the annotation of a GenBank genome assembly. NCBI's taxonomy places the organism in Eukaryota, Metazoa, Chordata, Actinopteri, Salmoniformes, Salmonidae.